GAGCCGGAUCACCAUGGCAACUGGACAGAAGUUGAUGAGAGCUGUUAGAGUUUUUGAGUUUGGUGGACCAGAAGUGCUGAAACUCCAGUCGGAUGUUGCAGUACCAAUUCCAAAAAACCAUCAGGUUCUAAUCAAAGUCCACGCAUGUGGAGUAAACCCAGUGGAGACAUAUAUUCGCUCUGGUACUUACAGUAGGAAACCACUCUUACCCUAUACUCCUGGCUCAGAUGUGGCUGGGGUAGUAGAAGCUGUUGGAGAUAAUGUAUCUGCUUUCAAGAAAGGUGACAGAGUUUUCACUAACAAUACGAUCUCUGGGGGCUAUGCAGAGUAUGCUCUUGCAGCAGAUCACACUGUUUAUAUGUUGCCUGAAAAACUGGACUUUAAACAAGGAGCUGCCAUCGGGAUCCCGUAUUUUACUGCUUAUCGAGCUCUGCUCCACAGUGCCCGUGUGAAAGCUGGAGAAAGUGUUCUGGUUCACGGAGCUAGUGGAGGAGUUGGAAUAGCAGCAUGCCAAAUUGCUAGAGCUUAUGGCUUAAAGGUUUUGGGCACGGCUAGUACUGAGGAGGGACAAAAGAUUGUUUUGCAAAAUGGAGCCCAUGAAGUGUUUAACCACCGAGAAGUUAAUUAUAUUGAUAAAAUUAAGAAAUCUGUUGGUGAAAAAGGAGUUGAUGUGAUUAUUGAAAUGUUAGCUAAUGUAAAUCUUAGUAAUGAUUUGAAACUUCUGUCAUAUGGAGGACGAGUAAUAAUUGUUGGCAGCAGAGGUCCUAUUGAAAUAAACCCACGGGACACCAUGGCAAACGAGACUAGUAUAAUUGGAGUUGCUCUCUGGUCAUCAACUAAAGAGGAAUUUCAGCAAUUCGCAGCAGGCCUUCAAGCAGGAAUGGAAAUUGGUUGGCUGAAACCUGUAAUAGGUUCUCAGUAUCCAUUGGAGAAGGUGGCCCAGGCUCAUGAAAAUAUCAUUCAUGGCAGUGGAGCUGCUGGAAAAAUGAUUCUUCUCUUAUGAUUAUUAAUUCUUUCAUGGAUUUCCUAUGUGGUUAGAAGUUUUCCUUCUCCCAGUUUUACUUACACUAUCUUUAAUUAAAAUUCAUUUGAUUCAGUGAGUUUCUUAUAUUAAAAAACAAGACUUCUUUGAAUAGCAGAGACAGUGGAGUAAAAUUUAUUUUAUAGCUGGCAAUAUUUUUCAUGCGUUCUAUCUUGAAGCAAGGAGUCAUCAUAGUGGGAAAUAGUAUCUUGGUGGUCAUUUCGCAUUGGGGUACAUUCCAGAAAUUCUUAACUGAUACUUCAUUAAUUUCAUACUUUUGACUAAAACAUGUUAACUCAAAAUAACACUGCUCAAUUUCCAAGGAUUUCCAAGUAUACUUAUCUUUAUAAAGGUUCUUUAGUCUCUGAUUAGCCCAUAAGUAUAUUGAACUUUGAAGAUUUUCUGGAUUAAAAAUAAUGUUCCAAACUAAUUUCAUCUGCAUCUAUAAGUCUCUUGGAAGAGCAAGAAUAAACAAUUCCCAUAGAAAUUUGUUAGUUUUUUCAGUAUUUCCCCAAAUAUUAGAAUGUUCACUACAUUAUUGGUUGAUUGCCAGUGACCCCCCCCCGCCCCCGCACCCACCCUGUAGGUUCUGUGAAAACAGCAGCCUUAUUUUUAGUAUAGUAUGAUACUAAGUACAUAGUCUCCAAGUAGGUGCUUCUUGAUUGGUUAGAUUUUCAGAGUAGAUUUAAAGUUAUUUGUGUGAUGAGGGUCAUAUAUUUUUAAAUUGAUAAGCUCACAAUUUGACACACUGAGUGGUUUUUAUUUUCAUAACAUGGUAACUUGCAAUAAAUUCUAUAGACAAUUAAAA
Galeopterus variegatus (Sunda flying lemur) is the source of this 1829-nucleotide messenger RNA. It is a transcript of the gene CRYZ, whose product is annotated as crystallin, zeta (quinone reductase). NCBI's taxonomy places the organism in Eukaryota, Metazoa, Chordata, Mammalia, Dermoptera, Cynocephalidae. Bases 14 to 1003 code for a protein of 329 amino acids. The transcript is spliced from 9 exons. Gene Ontology annotation, cellular component: cytosol. The record is from RefSeq and is a predicted model, not a curated record. Gene Ontology annotation, molecular function: NADPH binding; quinone reductase (NADPH) activity; mRNA 3'-UTR binding.